AUGGAUGCCGACUUCAGCAAUUUGUUGAUGUUUGCAGAAGUAGCAGCUUCUGCUUCGCCUCUUCUCUCCAACUCCAUCACCACCCCACCAAACAACAAUAACCACAACAAGAAAAGGAAGCCGAAUGACUCCAACAACAACAACAAUAACAAGAAGAUGAAGAAGCCUGUUGACUACAACAUGCCUUGCAAGAAGCUCACCGUUAAAAACCCUUCUCCUCGCGGCUGGAUUGAGGCCUACCUUCGCUUAAAAGCUACAAGUCUCAUAUGGGCCAUGGAUAAAAUGCUGACAUCCAGUGACACCGAUCCUCAUCAAAAUCGUCUCCUCUUCCCUACAUCUCUCAUCGGCCACACCCUCCUUCCUGCACUAACACCCUAUGAAAGAUACAAUCUCGAAAGAGGUGUUGGGAUUGAAUGCAUUACUCUCGAUCACAAGGGUCAGGAUUGGAUCACACGCUUCAGCUACUGGAAAUCAUCAGGGGGAUAUACCUUGAACGGCAAGUGGAGUUGUUUCGUCAAAGGAAAUGGAUUGCGUGCCGGUUUCCAUACCGUCCAAGUUAGGACUUUCCGUCAUGGGCCUCAAAAUCUAAACCUGGGUUUUAUCGUUUUAUUUGAAGAAAAUCAAGAAGGACAAGAAAAGCCGAAGGAAGAUUAA
Magnolia sinica is the source of this 654-nucleotide messenger RNA. RefSeq names its product putative B3 domain-containing protein At3g49610. Bases 1 to 654 code for a protein of 217 amino acids. The transcript has a single exon. The record is from RefSeq and is a predicted model, not a curated record. Lineage: Eukaryota; Viridiplantae; Streptophyta; Magnoliopsida; Magnoliales; Magnoliaceae. Gene Ontology annotation, molecular function: DNA binding.